AUGCAACAAGCUCUAUGGAAAGGGCAAAGUCUGGCGGGGUUGGAGAUCCCUCCACCUUCCCCUACAUGGGGGGUGGCGCGGAUAAGAGCCGGCGCAAGGGGAAGCGAGAGACCAUCGCCAAAACCUUAUAGCGAGUCCCCUCGGGGAACAAAAGCCAGUGACUCCCCUGGCUCGAAGUUCCUAAAGCUGCUUGCAUCGCAGAGAUUUUGGCUUGGGGCCAUCACUCUGCUCAGUGUUGUGUUUCUGGGGACACUCUACAGCGACGUCUCCUUUGCAAGGCCCGCAGCCAGUCAGAAGGUCCAAGCAGAUGUGUUUUGGAACCUGCUGAGCCGGUGGCAUGCUGGAAGCUCAAAUGGGGAAUCGGAAGAGGAGAUUGCGGUGCAAGGAAUGCAAGCGCAGCAUGUAGAUCCGUCAGGGCUUGCUGCCAAGGAGGAUGCAGAGAAGGAAGCAGAUGAAGAUCAGCUGGUCAGUGACAGGCGGCUCUCGUCAAAGGCAACUGGAACGCAAAAAGAUGGACAGUUGUUGCAACGGAAACAGGAGGAAUACGACAGCCAAAAAUGGAGAAACUGGCCUGCCGUGGUGACUCCCGGAGCAGACUCGUACAGAACGGCACAGGCUAUGCGGAAUGCGUCCAAGCAGGUGUCGACGAGCCACAAGUGUGCAAACUACACCUGGGAGCAAUCGGCCAGCGACAAGAAGCGGACCGGCUUCCGCCCCUGUGGGGUCUGCUAUCUUCCCCCGGCGGAGGCCCUUGCUGCGAUGCCCCAAUCUCCAAGCCCUGAAGAUUCCAUCAGCGAGCUGCGCUUCAUCGACGAGAGCCACCCGUCAGAGGCGGGCUAUCCCCCCACGUUUGGCGGACAUCCGACGUGGAGUGACCGGGAAGAGAGUUUCCAGGUCCGCGAAGAGAUGGACGUGCACUGUGGCUUCGUAUGGGGCGGGGAUCCGGGCCAGGGCACGGGGUAUGACGUGUCGGAAGAGGACCGCGCGGCCAUGGCGGCCUGCAGGGAGGUCGUUGUGGCGAGCGCAAUCUUUGGCGCGUAUGACGUCUUGCAGCAGCCGAAGAACGUCAGCAAGGAGUCGGAAGCGCACGUGUGCUUUUUCAUGUUCGUGGACGAGCCGACGUUGGAGGACCUGCUGCGCGACGGCUCCAUCCCCAGCCCCGAGGCGCGAAGCGUCGGCCUCUGGCGCGUCGUGGUGGUCAAGAACAUGCCCUUCGCGGACCCGCGCCGGAACGGCAAGGUCCCCAAGCUGCUGCUGCACCGCCUCUUCCCGCGCGCGCGCUACUCGCUCUGGGUGGACGCCAAGCUGCGCCUCAUGAGGGACCCGCUGCAGAUCCUGGAGCGUUUCCUGUGGCGCUCGGGCCACACGUUCGCCAUCAGCAAGCACUACAAGCGCUUCGACGCGUUCAUCGAAGCGGAGGCGAACAAGGCCCAGGGCAAGUACGACAACGCGACAAUCGACGCUCAGGUGGAUCAUUACCGGGAGGACGGAAUGCUGCCCUUCGGACCGGACAAGGCGCCCAUCGAGAGUGACGUGCCGGAGGGCUGCUUCAUCCUGCGCGAGCACACGCCCCUGGUGAACUUGUUUUCGUGCCUGUGGUUCAACGAGGUGGACCGCUUCACGUCGCGGGACCAGAUCAGCUUCGGGUACACGCGCGACAAGAUGUCGACGCCGCUCGUGAUGAACAUGUUCAAGGACUGCGAGCGCAGGGACUGCGUCGAGCAGAUGUACCACAAAGAGCUACUACUCAAGAAGAUUCAGACCGAGAAGCCCGCGGUUCAGAAACAGGUGACACAGGCCCCCAAGGCUAGACCGCUAGAGACGCUCCCGCGGCAGAGGGCGCUUGUGGAAGACGAGUUGAAGCGCAUGGUUAGAGGUGCUGGCAGAAAGACCGACUCGCCCCUUAACAGAAAGCUGGUGAGCGAGAAGAAAAGCACGGUGAAGAAGACGAAGAACCGCCGGGGGCAUCCAUAGCAAUUGAGAGAUCUUCCGAGCCCUGCCCAUGCUAUAUCGUAUUAGGGGCUGCGCACCUAACCAUCCAUCUAUGGCCUAAUCUAAUGCAUUACCUAAAUUGACUGUAUCCCACUGCCAGCUCGCGAACCCACCUAGAUAGUACUGCUAGCAAGGACCAUUACGAUCGAAGCGCGCUGGCUGGCAAACGGCGCAGACGUAGGUUUAGAAAUCUAAGCCCAACGGCGGUGCCCUGUACCGAGGGUCGUCACACCUGACAGCCGGUCGGCGGCCCAAAGAGUAUUGUAGCGUUCAACCAGACUGUACUAAU
This is a messenger RNA of Klebsormidium nitens, 2281 nucleotides long. Lineage: Eukaryota; Viridiplantae; Streptophyta; Klebsormidiophyceae; Klebsormidiales; Klebsormidiaceae. The record is from the annotation of a GenBank genome assembly.